Branchiostoma belcheri (Belcher's lancelet) is the source of this 855-nucleotide messenger RNA. RefSeq names its product apolipoprotein D-like. The record is from RefSeq and is a predicted model, not a curated record. Gene Ontology annotation, biological process: lipid transport; brain development; tissue regeneration. Gene Ontology annotation, molecular function: lipid binding. Lineage: Eukaryota; Metazoa; Chordata; Leptocardii; Amphioxiformes; Branchiostomatidae. Bases 2 to 568 code for a protein of 188 amino acids. The transcript has 4 exons.
CAUGGCGAUGUUCCACCUCCUCCCGUUAGCUGUGGCUCUACUGUCGGUAACGUACGUGGAAGGGCAAGUCCCAGGCUUCGGGAAAUGUCCAACAGUGAACGUGCAACAAGAUUUUGAUAUCAAACCGUACAUGGGCCCGUGGUACGAAAUAGAAAAGUUCCCGGCUGCCUUCGAAUCUGGUAAAUGUGUCCGGGCUAACUACACACUGCUGCCGAACGGACAUGUCAAGGUCGAUAAUGAGGGCACAUUGUCGGACGGAAAGAUAGACAUUAGGAUCGGUGACCUGUACAACCCCGACCCCAAGUAUCCCGCUAAGCUGGCCGUGCGCUUUGCUAGUGCUGCCCCAUAUGGAGACUACUGGGUUCUGAAGACGGACUACAAGACCUACACUUUCAUCUGGUCGUGUUCUGAUGUUCUGGGCUUGGGUAAUGUCCAGUUCUUGUGGAUUCUCGCGAGAGAACACGCGAUCGACCAAGCCUUGAUCGACGACCUCCACAAGCUUGCGACUGGAUACGGAAUCGACGUCAGUCACAUGACAACAACCGACCAAUCCGGAUGCACCAACUGAACAUUCUUUUACUAAAUCAAAUAAAGAACAUUUUUGACAGCAUAAUAGGUGCAAAAUAUCAUUUUCAACACCACAACCUCCAUACAAAUGGCUUUAAACAUUAUUAUUAUAAUAACAAUGCAACAAGGUGAUAUCAUACUGUGUAUGAAUAAAAAACGUAAAAUUAAUUGGCAAUUGAUGUACUUCAAUUUUCCUAUGAUAACAAUUAAAGGUAGAACGUUGAACCAAUUAGUUAUAGCUAACAAUUAAUUAUACAGAAAUGUGGUCAGCAUGCAAUAAGGCAAUUC